UCCAGAGGCAAUGUCAUCGCUGGUGAAGGAGGACUUGGAGAAGAAACUGUUUAAGCCACUCUCUCAGCAUCUGUACGAGUUCAUUGAAAUAGAGUUCUCCGUUCAGGACAGGUAUUACCUCUGCGUGUCAGUGACCAAAACUGAAGAAGUGAAAAUCAUCAUCGUGAAACACUACAGAGUAGGCUUAGACGAGAAAUAUGAAGUCACAAAGAAGUGGUCUUUGAACGACCUGGAGAUGAUUGAUGGAAAAGAAGCAGAUACCGACAAUCCGUUUUUUGACCUGCACUUCAAGAAAGUGUACUGUUUGGAAGCAUAUAGCUGUGCUUCCAAGUACUCCUUUGCCCGAACUGUAACCAAGCUGAACGAUGCCUACUUAAAGAAGGACCUGCAGAUCGUGAACUUUGACGCCACCUACAUCCGUGAUGAUUCCAUCUGGUCCUCCAACAAUAAGGACUGCCUGGUCCUCAUGAGGAUAUGCUUUUAUGCUUUCAACCUCGUGUGCCUGUCCCUCUGUCCCCUGCCCCUUUGA
Molecule: messenger RNA, 529 nt
Organism: Jaculus jaculus (lesser Egyptian jerboa)
Lineage: Eukaryota; Metazoa; Chordata; Mammalia; Rodentia; Dipodidae
Gene: Exoc1l
Product: exocyst complex component 1 like
Exons: 3
Coding region: 11-529 (172 amino acids)
Source: RefSeq, a predicted model, not a curated record